Messenger RNA from Recurvomyces mirabilis, 1917 nucleotides. RefSeq lists its product as uncharacterized. The transcript has 3 exons. Gene Ontology annotation, cellular component: cytoplasm. Bases 1 to 1917 code for a protein of 638 amino acids. The record is from RefSeq and is a predicted model, not a curated record. NCBI's taxonomy places the organism in Eukaryota, Fungi, Ascomycota, Dothideomycetes, Mycosphaerellales, Teratosphaeriaceae.
AUGACCUUCAAAUCUCUCGUCUGCGUCGUGGACUUUCACCAUGCCCGUGGCCCGGAGAUCGAACACUGGAUCGGCGUCCCCGAGGGCAGCGACCCAGCGAUCGAGAAUGACUGGAGUCUAAUACCAUACAUGGCCCUCCCAGACGGCGCCCACCAAAGCGACGAAGAAUUUAGCUACUUCUCCCUCGUCUACAAAGCCAGCAGUAAUGGAGGCGAGGACGUGGAACCGACGAGUGUGUUUGGGAUCAGCUGUAUGCAGCAGAUACCGGCCGACUCGCUGAAGUGGAAGAGUAAGGACGUCACGCGCAGUGCGGUGCAGAAGGCCGUGGUAGCUAUUACCGAGCAGCCGGAGCGGUUCUCCAAGUUGAGGGAGAAGUUGAGUGUGGUUACCCGGGCGUGGUUCGAUCAGAGGGAUUUCCGGGAUACGGAGAUUUUGCAGCGUUUCCAGGAGAAUUUGUGCAGAGAGCCGCCGCCGAGUAUGCUGGAGGAUGAUGGUUAUCAGUACUUUGGACUUAGUUUGAGGGAGCUGGUGCAUCAGUAUAAGUGGCAGAUUCUGGUGUUGUUUAAGUGCUUGCUCCUGCAACCUAAGAUGCUCUUCUUCGGCUCCCACUGCGAACACAUCUGUCAGAUGCAAUUCUCGCUUAUCUCGUUGAUACCGAAUCUCGUUCGAUGUCUACAGGAUUGUGCUGAUCCUCAGAUGAACCAUCAUGCCGAAAGCCUACGGAAGCCUGACGCAGUUAAGACGAGUGACAGGGCCUCUCUACUAAAUUACCUUGGUGUGCCUAUGCAAUUAUUUGGCAAGGGAAGCGUAUUCGGACCAUACACGCCAUUACAACAAUUGGACAUCCUUACGGAUCUGGACACGAAGAGCUAUGUUGUCGGUAGCACAAACGCUCUGCUCAUCCAGCAGAAAGACCGUUACUGUGACGUUCUGGUUGACCUUGAUGAAAAGACAGUAAACGUGCUCUCGCCCACUCUACGAGCUGCAGUCACAUUGUCCACCGCAGACCGAAGAUGGAUCGACUUUCUAACCCAACAGGUCAAUGAGACGUGGGAUGAGACUGACCCGUCCAGACCGAAAACCCACGGCUAUGCGGGUAGCGAGGAAUUCAUCAGACUACAGUUCGAAGAGUACCUGCUGGCCCUCCUGUCUGCGGAGAAUUAUCAUCAGUACCUUGCCAAACAUGGCAGCGAUGGUCAUCCGAAAGCACUACUAGCCGAUAUUGACGGCAAUCCGUCAGCAGAUUUUGCACCUGGCUUUCUCGAAGCUUGGCGGCAGACAGAGAACUACAGACUCUGGGCGAGGAAUACAGAUAGCCACCUGUUCGACAUAGUGGAGCCACGACAUCCAUGUGCUGGAGGUCUGACGAUCGAUGAUGUUCAGAGAAGGUUAGCAGCACAGGUAGCCGAGCUUCAUCUUGACGAGCGCUUCAAUCAAACGAGGGACGUGGUCAACAAACGACUAGCAGAUGGACGGACCCAGGUUACGGGAGCGUUCAACAAGGUCUGGGCCGAUAUCGAAGUGAUGCGUGAAGCACAGCGGAAGAGGGCAGAAGAAGGACGAGAUGCUGCUGCCAUGGGAUCACCACCUCGACCAUCAUCGUCGCGAGGCGGCGACGAAAAGAGUGGUGCAGCAGCUACGUAUGGCAGACCUGAUCUACAACAAGCGCAGGCUAGCGUUGCCGCUGCAAGUCAGCGAGCAGGUGCUUACUUGAGUUCAUGGGGUACCUGGGCUGCGGAGAAGCGGAAGACGGGCUGGAACAGAACAACGAGCGGACAGGGUACUAAUGCCGAGAGCAGGCCCUCUGAGGAUAGGCCAAAGGUAACGACUGUUAGUGAGCUGGAGCGAGAGGACGCACACAAAGUCAGGCCGGAGCCUGUUGCGGAACCGGGCGAGGAGAAGGGCGAUGCCGGAUAA